AUCAUCAUGGCGGCGUUGGAGCUGUGACAGACCGAAGAGCCGCUCACCUCCGCCGGACCGAAGCCUCCGCCGUCCGCAGCGCGCUCAAACACGGCCCCGUCUCUGCCCCGUCCCCCGGAGCUCCCGUCACCCCGGGACCGGCUCCAGGAUGACGGCCUGAGAGCGGAGCCCGUGCCCGGACAUGCUCCAGCCCGAGCCCCGGCCUCAGCCCCGGCCUCCUCACCACUCCUGCCCGCUGCCCGAGGCCCAGAGCCGCAGAACCAAAGCCAUGUUCCUGUCCCGGGCUCUGGAGAAGAUUCUGUCGGAUAAAGAGUUGAAGCGGAGCCAGCACGGCCCGCUGCGCACCGCCUGCCAGGUGGCGUUAGAUGAGAUCAAAGCUGAGCUGGACAAACAAAAAGAUGGAACAGUGGUGCCCCCUAGAGCCAACUACAUCGAGGCAGAUAAAUAUGUGCUGCCAUUUGAGCUUGCCUGUCAAUCAAAGUCUCCACGCAUCGUCAGCACCUCCCUCGACUGUCUACAGAAGUUGAUUGCGUAUGGACACAUCACAGGAAAUGCCCCCGACAGCAAAACUCCAGGAAAGAGGCUCAUCGACCGCCUAGUGGAGACCAUCUGCAACUGCUUCCAGGGCCCUCAGACAGACGAAGGAGUGCAGCUGCAGAUUAUAAAGGCCCUGCUGACCACAGUGACCUCUCCACACAUAGAGAUCCAUGAGGGCACGGUCCUGCUCACUGUUAGGACGUGUUAUAACAUUUAUCUGGCCAGUCGUAACCUGAUAAACCAGACCACAGCCAAAGCCACGCUCACACAGAUGCUACAUGUGAUCUUCACCAGGAUGGAACAGCAAGCCGCUCUGGAGGUUCAGGAGCAGGAGAAGGAGCGGUUACGUCUGCCCCAGAAUGCAUCACCCGUCCCUGGGGAGAGGAGGUCUGUGUCCUCCCGCUCUGAUGGGACCCCCACACCAGAGCCUCAGGACUCCCCCUCCCCUAAAGGGGACCUGAGUGCUGCUAACUCUACGGCUAAUGCUACUGCUGAGGCUAUGGCUGAUGCUACAGCUAACCACUCAGACGACAGUAGUGCUAAUGCUGCUAACUCUAACCCCAAACCCUCCGCUCCCCCCGAGCCUGAGCCUCAGGCCGUCCAAGAGGGGGUGACAAGCACACCUGCAGUGAACGGGCAGCAGGAAAACAGUGAGUCCAUGAAUGGAGAAGAGCGCCUCCCGACCACAAGCUCAGACUCAGUGUUUGAGGAUGAAUCUGUGGACUCGUCUCUCCCUCCAUCUGAGCAAGAGCAGAACAAACACACACCUGACUCUACAGAUCAGACCCAGGCUCCUCCUCCUCAACUCAGACUAGAACAGAAUGGCUUCAUCGAAGACCGCUCCUCUGUGUCCUCUGUAGACCUCCUGGACCCAGACUGCCUUCAGACGCAUGCUUCUGCUCGGUUCUCUCACAUUCUGCAGAAAGAUGCGUUCCUUGUGUUCAGGUCUCUGUGUAAACUGUCUAUGAAGCCUCUGGCCGACGGACCUCCAGACCCUAAGUCCCAUGAGUUGCGUUCUAAGAUCGUGUCGCUGCAGUUGCUCCUGUCCGUCCUGCAAGCAGCAGGCCCGGUCUUCAGGACUCAUGAGAUGUUUGUGACGGCCAUUAAACAGUAUCUGUGUGUGGCUCUGUCCAAGAACGGCGUGUCCUCUGUCCCCGAGGUCUUCGAACUGUCUCUCGCCAUCUUCCUCACCCUCCUCUCCCACUUCAAAGUCCACCUCAAGAUGCAAAUCGAGGUUUUUUUCCGGGAGAUUUUUUUGACCAUUUUAGAAACAUCGACAAGUACAUUUGAGCACAAGUGGAUGGUGAUCCAGACCCUCACACGCAUCUGUGCAGAUGCUCAGUGUGUGGUAGACAUCUAUGUCAACUACGACUGUGACCUGAACGCUGCAAACAUCUUUGAACGGCUCGUGAACGAUCUGUCAAAGAUUGCGCAGGGGCGGAGUGGACAAGAGCUGGGGAUAACGCCUCUACAGGAGCUGAGUCUGAGGAAGAAGGGUCUGGAGUGUUUGGUCUCCAUUUUGAAGUGUAUGGUGGAGUGGAGCAAAGACAUGUAUGUGAACCCCAACCUGCAGACCAACCUGGGUCAGGAGCAUCCGUGUGACCCCGACGCUGCAGAGGUCAAACCCUCUGGUCGCAGGGACAGUGUUGGGUCUUUAGACUCCGCCCUCUCAUCCAGCACUGCCCAGGCUGACCACCCCGAGCAGUACGAGGUCAUCAAGCAGCAGAAGGAGAUCAUCGAGCACGGCAUCGACCUGUUUAAUAAGAAGCCAAAGAGAGGGGUCCAGUACCUCCAAGACCAGGGUAUGCUGGGUCCCACAGCCGAGGAGAUCGCUCAGUUCUUGCACCAGGAGGACCGUCUGGACACGACUCAGGUGGGUGAGUUCCUGGGGGAGAACAGUAAGUUCCAUAAAGAGGUCAUGUACUGUUACGUGGACCAGCUGGACUUCUGUGGGCGGGACUUCGUGUCGGCACUUCGCAUCUUCCUCGAGGGAUUCCGUCUCCCAGGAGAAGCCCAGAAGAUUGACCGACUCAUGGAGAAGUUUGCAGCGCGAUACCUAGAGUGUAACCAGAGCCAAACCCUUUUUGCCAGUGCAGACACAGCCUACGUCCUGGCCUACUCCAUCAUCAUGCUGACCACAGAUCUACACAGCCCUCAGGUUAAGAAUAAAAUGACCAAAGAGCAGUACAUCAAGAUGAACAGAGGCAUCAACGACAGUAAAGACCUGCCUGAGGAGUACCUGUCCUCCAUCUACAACCAGAUCGCAGGCAAGAAGAUCAGCAUGAAGGAGAGCAAGGAAUUCACCAUCACACCCAAGGGCAAACAGAAUGUUGCGAGUGAGAAGCAGAGGCGUCUUCUCUAUAACAUGGAGAUGGAGCAGAUGGCGAAGACGGCCAAAGCUCUGAUGGAGGCGGUGAGCCACGCCCAGGCGCCAUUUUUCAGUGCGACUCACCUGGAGCACGUACGACCCAUGUUUAAGUUGGCAUGGACUCCUCUUCUCGCUGCUUUCAGUGUGGGUCUACAGGACUGUGACGAUCCGGAGGUGGCGUCUCUGUGUUUGGAGGGAAUCCGUUGUGCCAUCAGGAUCGCCUGCAUCUUCAGCAUGCAGUUGGAGCGAGAUGCGUACGUCCAGGCCCUCGCCCGCUUCACCCUGCUGACCGCCAGCUCCAGUAUCACUGAAAUGAAACAGAAAAACAUUGACACCAUAAAAACCCUCAUCACUGUGGCCCACACGGACGGAAACUACCUGGGCAACUCCUGGCACGAGAUCCUGAAAUGUAUUUCUCAGCUGGAGUUGGCUCAGCUGAUCGGGACAGGGGUGAAAGCGCGGUACAUCUCAGGAGUGACCCAUAGCAGAGAGCCCAGCAUCAGGGGCCUGCCGUCAGGCACAGAGGACUUCAUGCCCCUCGGACUGGGAGGCCUGGUGGGGAGUCAGGACAAACGGCAGAUGGCUCACAUACAGGAGUCAGUGGGAGAGACCAGUUCACAGAGUGUAGUCGUCGCUGUCGAUCGGAUCUUCACUGGAUCCACGAGGCUUGAUGGAAAUGCGAUCGUGGACUUCGUGCGUUGGCUCUGUGCCGUCUCUAUGGAUGAGUUGGCUUCUUCUCAUCAGCCAAGGAUGUUCUCGCUGCAGAAGAUCGUGGAGAUCUCCUACUACAACAUGAACCGCAUCAGGCUGCAGUGGUCCAGAAUCUGGCAGGUCACAGGGGACCACUUCAACAAGGUUGGCUGUAAUCCAAACGAGGACGUGGCCAUCUUUGCUGUGGACUCACUGAGGCAACUCUCCAUGAAAUUCCUGGAAAAAGGAGAAUUGGCAAACUUCCGCUUCCAGAAGGACUUCCUGCGUCCAUUUGAGCACAUCAUGAAGAAGAACAGAUCCCCCACUAUUCGUGACAUGGUGGUCCGCUGUGUGGCUCAGAUGGUGAACUGCCAGGCUGGAAACAUUCGCUCUGGAUGGAAGAAUAUUUUCUCUGUGUUUCAUCAGGCGGCGGCAGAUCACGACGAGACGAUUGUAGAGCUGGCGUUUCAGACCACGGGACGCAUCGUCUUGAACACGUUUAAGGAGCAUUUUGCUGCCGCCAUAGACUCGUUCCAGGAUGCAGUCAAGUGUCUGUCUGAGUUUGUUUGUAACGCAGCAUUUCCAGACACCAGUAUGGAGGCCAUCAGACUGAUACGGCACUGCGCCAAAUACGUGUCCGAGAGACCACAGGCUCUUCGCGAGUACACGAGCGAUGACAUGAACGUGGCUCCAGGAGACAGAGUCUGGGUCCGAGGAUGGUUCCCCAUUCUCUUUGAGCUCUCCUGUAUCAUCAACCGCUGUAAGCUGGAUGUAAGAACAAGAGGUCUGACAGUGAUGUUUGAGAUCAUGAAGAGUUAUGGAAACUCCUUUGAGACUCACUGGUGGCACGAUCUGUUUAGAAUCGUCUUCAGGAUCUUCGACAACAUGAAGCUUCCCGAGCAGCAGACUGAGAAGACUGAGUGGAUGACCACGACCUGUAAUCAUGCCCUCUACGCCAUCUGUGACGUCUUCACUCAUUUCUAUGAAGCUCUGAGCUCCAUCCUCCUGCCCGACAUCUUUACACAACUGCAGUGGUGUGUGCGGCAAGAUAACGAGCAGUUGGCACGGUCAGGGACAAACUGCUUGGAAAACCUGGUCAUUCUGAAUGGAGAGAAAUUCAGUCCUGAAGUUUGGGACAUGACCUGCUCCUGUAUGAAGGAGAUCUUCCAGAACACAUGUCCUCACGCGUUGUUGACAUGGCGUCCAGUGGGACAGGAGGAGGAGUCUUCAGAGGGAAAGCAUUAUGAGGCAGACUUUGACGCUCAGUCCCAGGGCAGCUACGAUCGCGCAGCGUCAGAGCGAGGACACAGCCAGAUGUCCAGUGACGACACAUGGAAGGGACGCUCCAACACCCGAGCCUCAGACCAGCGUCUCUUCUCAGGGCUCCUCAUUAAAUGUGUGGUGCAGCUAGAGCUCAUUCAAACCAUUGACAACAUCGUGUUCUAUCCCUCAACGAGCAAGAAGGAGGACGCAGACAACAUGUCCGCUGCUCAGCGUGAUGCCCUGGAGGAGGCGGAGUUAACAGGUGAAACAGGUGCGGAGCAGGGCAUGUACAUGCACCUGUCGUCCGCUCACCUGUUCAAACUUCUCGACUGUCUCCUGGAAUCACACCAAUUCGCCAAAGACUUCAACUCCAACAACGAGCAGCGCACCGCCCUGUGGCGAGCAGGGUUCAAAGGGAAGUCCAAGCCUAACCUGCUCAAACAGGAGAGCACCAGUCUGGCCUGCAGCCUCAGGAUUCUGUUUAAGAUGAACUCUGACCCCAAACUGCAAGAGUCGUGGCCCGACAUACAAGCGCGACUGAUGAUCGUGUGCACAGAGGCUCUGGAUUACUUCAUCAGUCUGACCUCAGAGAGUCACAGAGAGGCCUGGAACAGUCUGUUAAUGUUACUGCUCACAAGGACUCUACGGCUCCCCGAUGAGAAGUUCCGUCCGUUGUCAUCCUCUUUUUACCCACGUCUCUGUGAGAUGAUGCAGUUUGACCUGAUCCCGGAGCUCAGGGCGGUGCUCAGGCGUUUUUUCUUAAGGAUCGGCUCCGUCUUCCACAUCCACGCUCCACCACAGGGAGGCACUACACCUCUGCCUACAACAUAAACUCACCAGGAGAGGGUGCUACACCUCUGCCUGUGGCAUGGACUCACCACUGGGGGCAUAGCAGAGAGCAGGAAGUGGCUCCUUUGGACUGAGCUCAUGAAGAAGGCUGAACACUUCAGAACAUUCUCUCUAUAUGAAACUAAACGCUUUACAUCAGAACUUUUAUCUGGAUCUGGGACAGUACAGAAGUAAGCACUUCAAGUGAAUUUGACAGAUUCUCAUAUUUUUCUUCUGCUUGUGCCCAACCUGGAAGUGACAUUAUAAACUUCAACAAAAUCACAAAACUAGAAAAACUUAAUCAGAGUUGGAGUAAACUCUUGCCUAAUCUGUCAAAUGCACUUUAAGGAUUAGGUCACACUUUGUCCCCGUAGGUAAAUGUGUCCGCUGCAUUUCCUUUACUGUCUCGGGGUUAACCUGCAUUUGACCCAUCCUUUGGUGUCUCUGGGUUAAACCUGCAUCUGGCCCAUUUUUCAGUGUCUCUGGGUUUGUCAGGAGCAGUGGGGCCUACCUCCAGACCUUGGUGUAGUCUUGGUCAGGACAUCUUUAAGCUAAAGGGUUUGACCUGUUGACAUGUUUUGUUUAAAUCCAGUCCAACACUACAGACUUUAAAUAUUUUCCAUUUAACACAAAAAUAAGUCACAUUUGUUCCAAAGUCUUUCAUCCAAACCAGUCUUCCCUACAGACGAUUGGCUUCAUUUAAAACAUCCAAACUGAUGUGAAAGUGCACACAGAAACGGCCUACAUGGGAAUCACGCCAGGGACCUUCUUGCUGUGUGGCACCUCCUCAAAUCCAGAUGAAUGUUCUGACCCGCUCUCACUGAUGGAGAUGUUCUACUGUGGCCUGUGUCCCCUCCUCUUCAGCCCGGACAGAAACGAUUCUCACUGUGAAUGGUUCUACUCUUAGAACUGUCCUCACUGCAAAAACAUGUUCCAAACUUGUCACUCAAGCCUCGUCUGCUCCAUCCGCGUCUGCUCCAUCCGCGUCUGCUCCAUCCGCGUCUGCUCCAUCCGCGUCUGCUCCAUCCGUGUUUGCUCCAGCUAAAAUCAAAUCUCAGUAUUUACCAUGACCACAUCUAUGUUAUUCAUGUUUACAACAGUUUUACUUGUUUCAGCAAAUAUCUUUCAAACUCAAAGCAAAAAUAUCCCACAGUGGCCCAUUAUUUCAGUGUUUUUUUUGCACCAAGUACCACCAGAGGGGCACCACCAGAGGGGCACCACCAGAGGGGCACCACCAGAGGGGCACCACCAGAGGGGCACCACCAGAGGGGCACCACCAGAGGGGCACCACCAGAGGGGCACCACCAGAGGGGCACCACCAGAGGGGCCACCACCAGAGGGCCACCACCAGAGGGGCCAAAGUUUGUCGAGUCAUUCUGAGAGAAGUGAUGAUGAGUCUAAACUGGUCAAAUGUCGCAGAUCCAGCUGAAUAUUCUAAACUUUCUGAGUUAAUUUUGACUUCAGUGUUUGAUGUUUGCAUCAUUUACUUUUUUAUUAUGUUUAUUUUUGGAGGAGCUUGUCGCUGGUAAAGACUUGACGGUGAAUUUGAAGUGACUGUUCUAAAGUCCAGACCUGUUCUGUGGCUCAUGGUCCAUCGUCAGUCUGUUCUGGUCAGACUAAAGACUGUUCAGAGAGUAGACACUUUCUGUGUAUAGUCUUUAGUUUGAACCACAGACUGUUGAGAGUACAUACUCUUUGUACAGUCUGUGGUUCAUACACAGUUCAGAGUCUAUUUACUCUUUGUGUAUAGACUGUACAGAGAGUAUACACUCUGUGGUUCAGGCUAAAGGCUUAAAAAUCACAUGUUCAUCAGUUUUCAUUUUGUUACAGAAAUUACAGCUUCAGCCAAUGAAAUGUCAGCGACUCAAAACCACCCUGUUAUGACUUCAGUUCAGAUAUCUGAUGCAACCCAGGUUAGAUCUGUUUAAAGGUGCACUGUGUAACUUUUCUGCAUUCCUAUUAUUGAGCAGGCUUUCCCGGACACAGAUCUGACUUGUAACUUGGCCUUAUAGCAUUACCUGCUUGUGUCCAUUGCGAUGUUGAUGUGUAAAGUAAUACUGUGGGACAUUAAACAAAGCAGCAUCAUCAAAAUGGCAUCACCAUGGAGACGAGCAGGUGGCAGACCAGAUCCACUCAGUGUCUUUGAAUUUAGGAAAUGCUGUGUAAAUCGUAUGUGUUGUUAUUGCUAGAAAAGUUCCACAGUGCUGUUUUAUCUGGACUUUAGACAGGUACAAUAUGAAUGUUUCUGUGUUAAAUCAAUCCAUUUGUUGAUGAAAUAUUUGACUUAAAUGAGAAAAUUAAUUUUAAAACACAAAUGAAAUAUACAUGCUUCAGUUAUGUCAGACAUGUUUGUUCAGUCGUUCUGCAUCUCAAAGUGAAGUCAGUUUUUCAAACAACUCCAGCUCAAACGACUCCAUCUCAAAGAGAUUUUAUGUAUUUAUUUGAGUUUAUUUUAUAUAAUUUUGUCUUAAUUGUUUCUGAGGCUUGAUUGCACUGGGCGUCUGGGCUUUUAUCAUAAUUCCUCUGCUCCUCCCACCCCUAGCUCCUCCCACUUCCUAGCCCCUCUGACCCCUAGCUCCUCCCAGCCCCUGCCCACCCCCACCCCCUGACACCUCCUCCCACUUCCGAGCUCCACCCAUCUCCCAGCCCUGUCUUCCCCAACACCCUCCAUUAUCUCUGCUCCUGACCAGAUUUGUGCUCUACUUUUAACCCCCAAGGACCGGGGACGAGACCAGACUUCAUUAGGAUGAAAUCAGGUCUGAAACAGGACUCAACCAAGACUAAACCAGGGGUUAAACCAGAACUGAACCACAAAAACAGGUCUGAACCAGGACUCUGUGAUUACAUUUGUCAGGGGCAGAAUUGGCAUGUUAGUGUGUUAACUUGUUAGCAGGACACUGGUUUAUGAUCUCUGUGAAACCGUGACUCCUUGCAGUAUUUUUCAUAAUCACCCAAACCCACCCUCCUCCCCCUCUCUUCCUCUAUCACCUCUCCUUGUCCUCCCCCCCUCUCCUCUUCCUCUGUUACUCCUCCUCUCCCUCCCUCUUGUAUGUAGUAUUAUUUAAUGUGCAUUAUUCCGAGCUCCAUUCCUCCUCGUGGCCGUGGACGUUCUGAGAUGUGGGAGAUAUAAAUAUAUAAAGUCUGUAAAGUUUCCAUUGUAAAAUACUGAGAUGUUUUAUUGUGUGUAAUAUUCAAACGGUGAUGGAAUAAACUG
Periophthalmus magnuspinnatus is the source of this 8900-nucleotide messenger RNA. RefSeq names its product ADP-ribosylation factor guanine nucleotide-exchange factor 2 (brefeldin A-inhibited) (gene arfgef2). Gene Ontology annotation, biological process: regulation of ARF protein signal transduction. Bases 182 to 5689 code for a protein of 1835 amino acids. The record is from RefSeq and is a predicted model, not a curated record. The transcript is spliced from 39 exons. Gene Ontology annotation, molecular function: guanyl-nucleotide exchange factor activity. Lineage: Eukaryota; Metazoa; Chordata; Actinopteri; Gobiiformes; Gobiidae.